UAUAAUUCCACGAGCACUCUAUACCGUUCAGUCCAACUGGAGUAAUCAAUACGUAAGAAGUAACUCAAAUGAAUUUGGGAGAAUUUAGUCAUACACAAGAACAAGAAUUUAAUUCGCAGUUUUCUUAUUCCCCUUUCUUUUUGGAUCCUACCAACAUCCCGCAAUAAGGAGGGUUUGCCCCACGCUUGAACAGUGAACCUGACACUUUCCACGAACAUUUAAUCGCUUGCUCUUCAUAAAACUCCUCAGGAUUACUUUGCACUCAUCGUGAAUCGGGAUAGCAGUUUACAAUCAAAGAUGUAUCGAAACUUUGGGAACUUGGGCCGAGGAGGCAGCGACUCUGGGUCCACCAACACCGGAUCGAGUGCUGUAUCCCAGGGCACCAGCACCUCAACUACUCAACAAGAUCAGAAGUUCACUGUGGCAGGUAGUAGCCAGUUUGUCCCCAGUCUCAAUGCCAUCACUUCCAACCAAGACCUCCAGUGGUUGGUCCAGCCCUCCUUCAUUGGUCCACCUGGCCCCUCGCGGCCUCCACGUCCUCUUUACUCACCUGCAGCAGGAAUGAGGUCCUUCAACCCUUCACCUUCCCAACCACACCUCUACAGACCAGGGGUCAUAAGGGCAGUGGCAAGAUCCGGGAGCACAACCAGACGCAGGAACGAUGAACAUUUGUCCCCAGAGGAGUUGGAGAGACGCAGAAUAAGGAGGGAGCGGAACAAACAGGCAGCUGCCAAGUGUCGUAACCGUCGACGGGAGCUGACAGACACGCUGCAAAUCGAGACAGAUGAGUUGGAAGGUAAAAAGUCCUGUCUGCAGAAAGAGAUUGCUGAACUACAGAAGGAGAAAGAAAAGCUAGAGUUGGUUCUAGAGGCCCACCGCCCCAUUUGCAAGAUCCAAGACUCUGACUCGGAUUCUGACCGGAGCUCAGAGCUUCCCUCAUUGGGAGGUAUCAAAAUUGAGCCUGAGCUUCCUGACCUACCAGGGAGCUCAGCAAAGAGCCAAUCAAGGAUAGAGAAGCCCAAACCCAAAAUUACUAUCCCUGUCCGUCCUGUGACCUCCUCUGCCUCUGCUGUCCCCAUGGAAUCUGAGUCCCUUCACACCCCAAUUCUUAUUUCUACUCCAUAUCUUACUCCUUUCACGGCUAGUCUGGUCUUCAGUUAUCCCUCUGGCUCUCUAGACUCCAGUUCCACUAUUUCAUCCCAGGCUCUACCGACUCUGUCAUCUUCCUCUCAACAUGGUGUGGCCCAGCAGUCUCGAAACCCCCAGCCUUGUAGUAUUGCCCAUCGCCGUAGCAGCAGCAGUGGGGACCAAUCAGAUCACUCCCUAAACUCCCCUACCAUCAUCACACUGUGAUUUAACUGGCUUCCUUGGUGGGAAAGACUGAGUGACAACACUGACGGUUAUGAAGAUGAUGACAAUUAUGACAUAGGUGACUUUAAUAACGACAGUAAUUAUACGCUAAAUGCAGCUGGUCUACUUCAUUUCAUCUGUGCCUACACUUUCCAAAUAGCCCCUACACACUAAAUGCACACAAAAGCUAAAAUACUGAUUCUCACAAAAGGCAUUAUCGUGAUGCGAAUGACUCCUAUUUAAAGGGUUGUAUUGUUAUACUUUUUUUGUUUUCACCGACGCAUAUAACUUCUGACAACCUAUAUUUGUUAUGCUCAAAACACAAGAUGUAGAACUGUGCAAACAAAAAUGCAUCAACACGGUGCACUUUGGCAAUAAUGGUGAUAUAUUUAAGCAAUAAGGUCCGAGGGGGGGUGGUAUAUGGCCAAUAUACCACAGCUAAGGGCUGUGGUAUAUUGGCAAUAUACCACAAAUACCUAAG
Messenger RNA from Salvelinus namaycush (lake trout), 1831 nucleotides. RefSeq names its product FOS like 1, AP-1 transcription factor subunit a (gene fosl1a). The record is from RefSeq and is a predicted model, not a curated record. Gene Ontology annotation, cellular component: nucleus. NCBI's taxonomy places the organism in Eukaryota, Metazoa, Chordata, Actinopteri, Salmoniformes, Salmonidae. Bases 298 to 1353 code for a protein of 351 amino acids. Gene Ontology annotation, molecular function: RNA polymerase II cis-regulatory region sequence-specific DNA binding; DNA-binding transcription factor activity, RNA polymerase II-specific. The transcript has 4 exons. Gene Ontology annotation, biological process: regulation of transcription by RNA polymerase II.